Monoraphidium neglectum is the source of this 237-nucleotide messenger RNA. RefSeq lists its product as hypothetical. Lineage: Eukaryota; Viridiplantae; Chlorophyta; Chlorophyceae; Sphaeropleales; Selenastraceae. The transcript is spliced from 3 exons. The record is from RefSeq and is a predicted model, not a curated record. Bases 1 to 237 code for a protein of 78 amino acids. Gene Ontology annotation, molecular function: DNA-binding transcription factor activity.
AUGCCGCUGCAGGCAUUCAUGCAGGGGCCCCAGGCAGCCAAACGCUGCGCCUGCAAGAAGGCGCGAUGCCUCAAGCUGUAUUGCGUCUGCUUCGCGGCAGGCAUGUUCUGCGACGGGUGCAGCUGCGACAAGUGCCAGAACACCGAGAAAGACCAGUCCAUCGUGAUGCAGCAGCGCGGCCGCGUGCUGGCGCGCAACCCGCAGUCCUUCCUGCCGAAGGAGCGCCGCCCGGAAUGA